GAUAUACUUGGCAAGAUAGCAGCUGGAAACCUUUAUAAAGAAAAGCCAUACACAAUUAUGCCCCCUUCACAACCCUCAGACGAGCCCCAGUGGCCCCCGCGAUCACCUCAUGAAGUCCUCCUGAGCACUCCAGGCGGCCGUGAGAAACUUCGACGACUUGCCGAGCGCACCUCUCCCUCCCCAUCCCCAGCCAGAGGAAGAACAUCUAGAACGGGACUGUCAGGCCUACCUUCGAGGUCGAAAAACUCCGAUAUUGUAGCAGUAAUGAACUUGGACGGCGAUGACAACGAGGAAGAAGAUGAGGAGAUUCUUCAGCUCAAGCUGCAGGAGAUCCAAGCCAAGCUUAAACUGAGAAAGCUCCAAAGUGCACGUGCAGCAAAUGCCGCCCCUUCCACGAGACCGGAUUCAGGCGCAGAGAGUAGCCAUGCGCGACGGCCCCAAGCCAGGACGGCGGCCGCUACAGUAGCAGCACGUGCAGCCAAGGUUGAAGAUGCGCUUCCGCGAAGCGUCGAGGUCCCAGCCUCGCCAGUCAAGAAAGCCACUGCGCCGCCAAAAUCUCCCAUGAAAGUACAGCUUGGUAUAGACAAGGGGCUGAGGGCCAAGGAUGUGUCAUUGAGGAGGUCUUCCUCUACCCUGCAACAACGGAUGCAGGACGCCAGCGAACGCUCGAGGGCUUCAAACAAUGGCGCCGAGGCACCGGUACGGCCGUUGAGUUUCAGCGAGCGUCUCGCUCUGAAGAGGAAUGAAGAGGCGGCUCAUGUUGAGAAGCAGAAGAGGAUACAAAAGAUCAGAAGCAGCGCGUUCGCGGUGGACAGGGAGGAAAUAGAAAGAUACAAGGCGGUGGCGCAGGACCUUCCGGACCUGCCAGACGAACCUCAGGUCUACAGUCGCGCAGAUAUUGUUGGGGCAGAAAAGCCACAGAAAGAGGGCGGAUACCUGAGACGAAGUAAUACCGCACCAAGCAUCAGGGGUGGCCGGGCAGGCUCCGGUACGGGUGGUGAUAACGGCCAUGCCACCAAGGAGGCGACGACAUCGACGACAUCGACGACAGCGAAAUCUCGGGUCAAGGACGAGGCGUCUUUUGAAUCAUACUCGGGUUUUCAUCUCAAGAAAAGGAUACUACCUCACGAUGUUGUUACGAGGUCCAUCACCGGCAAGAAGGUCUACAAACUAAAGGAUUUCUUGCGCAAAGUUAAAGCACCAACUUGGGAACUACCGGAUGACGAAUGCGAUAUUGUGGCUUUUGCCAUUUUGGCCUCCAAGUCGGCACCAAGAUCACACAAAGCACGAACUGGCAGUGAAGGCAACACGGCGAAUCAAGAGAAUAGGGGCAUGUACAUGAUUAUGACGCUGGUGGACCUCCAAUACGAAGUCGAGUUGUUUCUCUUUAAUAGCGGGUUCGACAGAUUCUGGAAGCUGACGCCAGGCACCGUCUUGGCCAUUCUCAACCCGGUUAUCAUGAAGCCUCCAAAGGGCCGCGAAGCAACGGGCAAGUUUUCGCUCGUCAUCAAUUCGGACGAGGACACGAUACUCGAAAUCGGCACGGCGCGCGACCUGGGAUUCUGCCAGGCCACGAAAAAGGACGGCAACCCGUGUCCUUCCUGGAUCAAUAGCAAGCGGACCGAGUUCUGCGAGUUUCAUUCCAACGAGGCCAUCAACAAGGCGCGCGCGGGGCGCAUGGAGCUCAACGGGGCCGGAUUUGGCGGCGGCGGUGGCGGCGGCGGCAAGGGCAAAAAGUCCAAGAAGGAAUAUGAGCCCUUUAACAACCCGUGGAUGUUUAAAAAUUCCAGGCCGGUCAACUUCGAUCAACGCACAGAGGAGCAAAGACUCGCCGAUGCCAAGAGGGGAUCCUACGAUAGGGAAACACAAUCGCGCGUCUUUGUCAGCCGCUCGGCCAGCUCUGCUUCGGUCAUGGAGCGCGAGGGCGAGUAUCUAGAGAGUCUUCAGCGCAAGGAGGCGCUCAAGCGAAAACUGUUACAGGAGGAACGCGAGGAUGCUGUCGCCAAGAAGCUGGGAAACUUGGGGGCCGGCGCCGGCAGGGAAUACAUGCAGCGACGUGCGGGACAGAAGAGCAACGACCAGCCGCACGUUUUGGCCUCGAGCUUUUCCUCGGAGCAGCAACAGCCGUCAACCAGCGCCGCGGCCCUGGAUCUUCUCAACCGCGCCAAGAACCCGCCCAAGAUAGAUCUAGGCCCCGUCAAACGCAAGAGGCCAGACUCGGCCACGUCCAACUCAACGGCGGGCGGCAGUAGCAGUCUCGGCUGGGGCUCCGGUCUGAGGGACAGACUGAGCAGGAUGAAGGGGCAGGCGACCCUCUCGUUCGACCAACCACAAAAGACAGACAGCAAUGCCGGUGCGGCCAACGCAAACUCGUCUUCCGGCUCCAUAGCGAGCAGCAAAGCAGACCGAUCGCCCGUCCGCAAGAAGACUCGCUUCGUCACGGAAAAGGGCAUACGUGAGGCGGGCCGCGAGAGCCUGGGGACGGAAUUACUCCCAUCAGCUGCGGCUGCAGCUGCAGAUGAUGCAGUGGAGUCCAGGCAAGGGAGACCGCGGCGCGUGGUUGUAGAGGACGAUGACGAUGACGAUGAGCUUGUCAUUGUGUAGUAUUUUUUUCCCCUUUGUCUUAGCAUUGUGAUAUCGAAAUGGAGAGCUUCUGGGACUGGUACAAACGGCGCUUGGUGAAGGGAUUCUUUAUGCAUAUGCAUUCGUAAUUUGGAAGUUGACUACAAAAAAAAAACCAG
Messenger RNA from Pyricularia grisea, 2741 nucleotides. RefSeq lists its product as uncharacterized. Gene Ontology annotation, molecular function: single-stranded DNA binding; DNA replication origin binding. The transcript has 2 exons. Gene Ontology annotation, biological process: DNA replication; DNA replication initiation. The coding region runs from base 58 to 2604 and encodes 848 amino acids. Gene Ontology annotation, cellular component: replication fork protection complex; nucleus. Lineage: Eukaryota; Fungi; Ascomycota; Sordariomycetes; Magnaporthales; Pyriculariaceae. The record is from RefSeq and is a predicted model, not a curated record.